This is a messenger RNA of Argiope bruennichi, 1699 nucleotides long. RefSeq names its product aldehyde dehydrogenase 1A1-like. NCBI's taxonomy places the organism in Eukaryota, Metazoa, Arthropoda, Arachnida, Araneae, Araneidae. The record is from RefSeq and is a predicted model, not a curated record. The transcript has 12 exons. Gene Ontology annotation, molecular function: aldehyde dehydrogenase (NAD+) activity. Bases 114 to 1595 code for a protein of 493 amino acids.
GAAAAGUCAAGGUCAAACCAGAUGCGGCUUAUAAAUACUAGGGACGAUAAUUAUUUCUACUCUGGGCGCUUCACGUUCGAGAGAAAAGGAGAGAUCUCUAAUUUUUCAGCAAAAUGUCUCUGAAACCCUGUUCUAAGGUCGAGGUGAAAUACACCAAGCUCUUCAUUAACAAUGAAUGGCAUGACUCGGUGAGUGGGAAAACUUUUCCUGUCAUAAACCCAUCCACUGGAGAAGAAAUUUGUAGAGUUCAGGAAGGUGACAAGGCUGAUGUUGACAAGGCUGUUGCUGCAGCAAAAGAAGCUUUCAAAAAUGGAUCCGUCUGGCGAACAAUGGAUGCCUCACAGAGGGGUCGUCUACUGAACAAAUUCGCCGACUUAGUUGAGAGGGAUACGGAAUACUUAGCUAACCUGAAUACUUUAGAAAACGGAAAGCCAUUCAAGGAUUCCGUAGGUGAUGUCAUGUUUGCUUGUGCCACCUUCAGAUACUACGCCGGCUGCGCUGACAAAAUUCACGGCAAAACUAUACCUGCUGACGGAAAUACCUUUUCCUAUACCCGUAUUGAACCUGUUGGCGUUUGUGGACUUAUCAUCCCUUGGAACUUCCCUCUCCUGCUGAUCAGCAACAAAUUCGGCCCCGCCAUAGCUGCCGGCAACACCAUCGUCCUGAAGCCCGCUGAGCAGACCCCCCUGUCUGCCAUUUACAUCGCCAGUCUUGUCAAAGAGGCCGGAUUCCCGCCCGGAGUCGUCAACAUCAUCCCUGGAUAUGGACCCACGGCUGGUGCCGCUCUCACUGCUCAUCUGGAUGUUGACAAAGUGUCUUUCACUGGAUCUACUGAGGUAGGCAAACUCAUCCAACAAGCUGCUGGUCAAAGUAACACCAAGCGAGUGACCUUAGAAAUGGGUGGAAAGAGUCCUCUAGUCGUGUGCUCAGAUGUAGAUCUGGACGAAGCUGUUCAAAUCGCUCACGAUGCCUUGUUCUUCAACCAAGGCGAGUGCUGCUGUGCAGGAUCUCGAACUUUCGUUCAUGAAGACAUCUACGAUGCCUUUGUUGCAAAGAGCAAGGCACUAGCGGAGAAGCGUAUUGUGGGAGAUCCAUUUGAUCCCAACACCAUGCAAGGGCCUCAAAUUGACGAUGAACAGUUUGACAAAAUCUUGUCUCUCAUUGAGAGCGGCAAGAAAGAAGGUGCCAAAUUGGAAUGCGGUGGCGGUCGUCACGGCUCAAAGGGAUACUUCGUCCAGCCUACCGUAUUUUCCAACGUAACUGACAACAUGCGCAUUGCCAAAGAAGAAAUCUUCGGACCUGUUCAACAGAUCAUAAAAUUCAAGACCCUCGAAGAAGCCAUUGAGCGUUCCAAUGCCACAGAUUAUGGUCUGGCUGCUGGAAUUCUGACAAAAGACGUCAACAAAGCAAUUUUGUAUUCGCAACAAGUCAGAGCUGGAACUAUCUGGGUGAACUGUUUCUUUUCUGGAUCAGUCCAGACGCCAUUUGGAGGAUUCAAGAUGUCCGGCCAAGGAAGGGAAUUUGGCACUGAUGCUUUGAAAGCUUACUGCGAAAUUAAAACCGUCACAAUUAAAAUUCCACAGAAGAACUCUUAGAUUACAAUCUGAUGCUAAAUAGCGAAGUUCGACGAAAUUUGUGGCAUAACAUUUUUGUACUUUUAUACAAAAAAUAGGCUUAAUAAACAGUUGAUGUUGUUUAG